AUGAAUCUGAAAAUGGGACAUUCUCAAGCUUCGAUAACCCUUGAGUCAGUCGAGCAUCAUGUCCAAGUAAUAAUCUCGAAGCUCUUUGCGUUUUAUAUGCGCAAGGACAGGGCGACUAUCUGGGAGAAUGAAAACGACCCGGAAGUUAUCCUUGCUGCUUUGCUACAUGAUAUCGGGCGCUUUAUCCCUGCCGCAGAGAAAAUGAGCAAAAUAAUAGCGCCGGAUGGGCAUUAUGUUGGCCGUAUGAGCCAUGGGGCCCUAGGGGAGUCUUAUCUACGCGAAAUCGGAUUGAGUGAGCGAAUAUGUCAGCUCAUUGGCGCUCAUGUCAUGGCUAAGCGCUAUCUUGUUGCUACUGAUAAAACGUACCAUGAUGGGCUGAGCGAGACGAGUAAGCAGACUUUACGAUUUCAGGAAAAAGAAAUUCUAGAAGCAGAACAGGAUCCAUGGUUAAAGGUAAAACUUGCAGUCAAACGAUGGGAUGACUUGGCCAAAGACCCCGAUUGCAAAGUACCUCCUCUAAAAGCAUACGAAGCAAUUGCACAACACUGUUUGUUGGAAUCACGAUCUCGAUUCACGCUCCACUCUGAAGAAUAUCACAUUCCGACCCAGCCAACUGUGGUCAUCUGUAUUGAUGGAUUUGAUCCGGAAUACCUUGACUCUGGACUGAAGAGAGGCCUGUUACCUGGUUUUCAAAAACUCAUAGAUGCGGGAUUCCAUGCCACGGCGAAAAGCUGCAUGCCGUCACUUACCAACCCCAACAAUGUGCCUAUCAUUACAGGCGUGCCGCCCUCAAUCCAUGGAAUCGCAGGUAAUUUCUUUCUCGACCGAGAGUCCGACGAGACGAAAAUGAUCACUGACGAUUCUUUGCUCCGAGGCUCCACGCUACUGGAGCAGAUCUGUCUGCGUGGAGUGCGCGUAGCUGCUAUUACCGCAAAGGAUAAACUGCGCAAAAUCCUAGGUCAUGGCUUGAAGGGAGCAAUUUCUUUCUCAGCUGAGAGAUCAUCAGAUUGCAGCCUGGAGGAUAAUGGAAUCGAGGAGGUCGAGAAAUGGCUUGGCCAGCCAGCUCCAAGCCAAUGUUCUGGGGAACUAUCCAUUUUUGCGCUAGACGCAGGCAUUAAGCUCUUGGAAGAAAAGAGAUCGGACUUUCUUUACUUGACGCUCUCCGAAUAUAUUCAACAUAAGCAUGUCCCUGGAGAUAAAGAGGCUGAUAAGUUCAUGCAAGCGAUUGACCAGCGACUACAGAAGCUUGUUGAUUUAGCUCCUAUUGUUGGCGUCACUGGUGAUCACGGAAUGAGCUCGAAGACAAAUGAAUUGGGGAUGCCAAAUGUGUUGUUCCUUGAAGACGUGUUGAAUGCAAACUUUGGGCCCGGGGCUACUCGAGUCAUAUGCCCUAUCACUGAUCCGUUCGUACGACACCAUGGGGCACUUGGGUCAUUUGUGCGUGUCUACUUGAAAGAGGUCAGCAUGCUCGAAUCAGUGUUAUCUUCCUGUCAGUCUCUUAUGAGUAUCGGUCACCAAUGUGUGGCGGUCAGGCCGACGGUGGGCAUUCUGUCAGUGGCUCUCGUUUAG
Penicillium angulare is the source of this 1569-nucleotide messenger RNA. RefSeq lists its product as uncharacterized. The record is from RefSeq and is a predicted model, not a curated record. NCBI's taxonomy places the organism in Eukaryota, Fungi, Ascomycota, Eurotiomycetes, Eurotiales, Aspergillaceae. The transcript is spliced from 4 exons. Gene Ontology annotation, molecular function: phosphonoacetate hydrolase activity. The coding region runs from base 1 to 1569 and encodes 522 amino acids.